GCUUUUUUUUUUUCCCCUCUCUCCACCGCCGAAGUCCGGGCAGCACCGGGCACAGCCUCCCUGCUCCGUCCCCAGCCAGGCACCGCCGCUGCCUCUGGGCGAGGGAGCAGAGAGGAGAGGUCGCCCGCCGCAAGAACCUUGCUGAUGCAGUGGGGAAAUGAUGUGGGCUUGGUUUCUUCUUCCAGGCUCAUCGAAAAGAUGAACUCCCUCCUUGUGCUGGCCGUGCUGUCUGCCUGGGGCUCAUCCCUGGCUGGUGGGAACCUCUGGGAUCUGCAGAAGAUGAUCACAAAGGUGACCGGGAGAAACGCCUUCCUGUAUUACUCCUCCUACGGCUGCUACUGUGGCUUGGGUGGCCACGGACGGCCCAAGGACGCCACGGACAGGUGCUGCCAGCUGCACGACACCUGCUACGACGGCCUCCUGCGCCACCAAUGCAACGCCAAGGAGCAGCGCUACCACUACGGCUGGCACGGCAGCAGCCCCACCUGCAGUCAGGGCUCCUGGUGCGCCAAGCUCUCCUGCGAGUGUGACCGCAGCCUGGGGCUGUGCCUGAAGAGGAGCCUGAAGAGCUACAGCCGGCGCUACCGCCUGUACCCCCGGUACAGGUGCAGGUGACGGGGUCGGGGGACAGCACAAAGAGGAGAGGCUUCGGGUUUGCCCUCUGCUCCCAACGGGGUUUUGCACCUGGAGCCGCACGCCCGGGCUGAUCGGCGGUCCGACCCGCGCACGCCACGUCGCCGUUGAGUUUAAUCGGUGUGAAAAUAAAUCAUGGGCUUAAAUCAUCCCCGUCCUCGGCGAGCUGCUGCUGGGCAGGGCACAAGCCCUGUAAAUUGCCAGCGUCGCCCUCCCUGAGCACGUCGAAGGCUCUGCGGACACUCACUGGGUGCUGGGAGGGUGCUCGGUGCCCUGCGCACCGCUGGGUCCCUUACAGCACGCUCCCAGUGCUCCCAGUAACACCUCAGCGCACUUCAUCGCUGUCUAUGGCUCACCAGUGCCCCCUCAGUGCCUCCCAGCCUACCCCAGUACCGCUUAGAGCCCCUCGGGAACAUCACAGUGCCCCCCAGUGCUGGCUGGAGACCCCCCAGUACACUCCCAGUAUCCCCAGGUGCUGCCUGGAGCCCCUCAAUAACCUUACCGUUGCCAUCUAUAACCUGGCAGCGUGCUCCCAGUGCCCCCCAGUGCCCAUCAAUCCCCUCCUGAUGCCUCCCAGCACUGUCUAAAGCCUCCCAGUACAUUCCACGUGGACCUGAGUACUACCCAGUACCCCCCAGUACGCUCCCAGCGCUUUAUAGCACCUGCAAUAACAUUCCUGUACACCCCCCACGAUGUCUGGAGCACUCCCGUGCCCUCCCAUAUAGAACUGGGGGGAGUACUGGGAGCCUCUUGACAGCACUGGGGGGCAGCAGGAAGGCAAUGGGAGGUUUAAAGAGCACUGGGGACACUGAGAAUGUCCUUGGGGGCUCUGGAUAGGACUGGGGAGCCCCGAGAGGUUAUCGAACCGCUCUCAGCAGAAGGAGGGUGCCUGGCAGUCCCUAGCAAGCACUGGGGGGUCACUGAGAGCAUACUGGAAAGCUCUGGAUGGUACUGGGGGACAGCGGGAGGGCACUGGGGUGUUCUGGAAAGCACUGACAAGUUGCAGACAGCACCAGGAGCGCACCAGGAGGCUGCCGAGAGCCCCGGGGUGGCACCGGGAGGGUGUUUGGGGGGCUCUGGGCUGCGUAAGGCCGGGCUGCGGGGAGAGGGUGGGUUUGGCCGGCGAGCCAAGGGGCGUAGCAGGACGGCGUGCGGGGACGGAGGAGGCAUUUCGGCGCUUCCAGCCGCGAGCCGGAGGGCAGCACUCGGCAGCCAGCGGGGAUCCGGAGCCGUCGCCGUCCCCCGAAGAAGGAGGUUUGCAAAGCGGUGUGGUUUCUCCUCCCUGGUCCGGGUAAGAGGACGAUGAAGAUCCUGCUGGUGGUCCUGGCCCUGCUGCUUGCUUGUGGCAUGCUUGCUGCUCACGGAAAGGUCCCGCCUGCAUUUGCCCCGGGGCUGGAGGGAAGCACGGUGGCAAACCUGACUGUGCACAUCUGCGACUCGGGAUGGGGCCGCGGGCACGCAGCGAAGGCUUCAAUGCACCGGUGCUGCCGGCUCCGUGCCUGCUGCUACGCCCGGCUGGCUGCGCGCCGCUGCCGCGUGGGACAGAGCCAGCGCCUUGCCGCCUCCCGGGCAGGGGGCCCUGCCUGCAGGUCGGGGACCCGGUGCCAGCGAGGAGCCUGCAAAUGCGAGCGGGCGACUCGGCUCUGCUGGGCACGCAGCCGGGCGCUGCUCAAGUGCCAGGGCCGAGGCAGGCGUUGCUGACGGAGAGGGGCCCUUCAGGAACCCACCUCCGUGCUGGAGGAAAGCCGCCCUCGUGUGAAGCUGCGUCAUUAGACACUGUAUCCGAGGAGGGAGAGCUGCACAGAUGCGAUAUUUCUGCUGAGAAAAACAAGGGAGGAGUGGGACACCUGCGCCUUGUCGCAGUGAAGGGCGAGGUGAUGGAAGCCAGCACAAGUUGGCAAUUUGUCCUCUUUGGCUCCAGCUCCCCACGCGCAAGUUGCUGCACGGAAACGUCGUGGCUCCCCCAGCUGUUUGCUUCACUGCAGAAUAAAACUGAAAUAAAUAUUCCAAAUAAAAUAUAUAAAACAUUUGGAAUAUUCCAAAUAUUCCAAAAUAAAUAUUCCAAAAUAAAGCCGGAGAGCAAAAA
Messenger RNA from Cygnus olor (mute swan), 2719 nucleotides. RefSeq names its product basic phospholipase A2 Cdr-13-like. Gene Ontology annotation, molecular function: calcium ion binding; phospholipid binding. The coding region runs from base 145 to 615 and encodes 156 amino acids. The transcript is spliced from 9 exons. NCBI's taxonomy places the organism in Eukaryota, Metazoa, Chordata, Aves, Anseriformes, Anatidae. The record is from RefSeq and is a predicted model, not a curated record. Gene Ontology annotation, biological process: phospholipid metabolic process; arachidonate secretion; negative regulation of T cell proliferation.